This is a messenger RNA of Cryphonectria parasitica EP155, 966 nucleotides long. RefSeq lists its product as uncharacterized. The annotation marks the transcript as partial. The record is from RefSeq and is a predicted model, not a curated record. Gene Ontology annotation, molecular function: NAD binding. The transcript is spliced from 2 exons. Lineage: Eukaryota; Fungi; Ascomycota; Sordariomycetes; Diaporthales; Cryphonectriaceae.
GCAGCCGAGUACCAGGCCGCAACGAUAUACCUCACCUUCAACGUGUCCCCGCCGUCCCUCGACCUCCUACCCAACCUUCGCUUCGUCCAGCUGCUCACCUCAGGCCACGACCACCUGCGUGGAACACCAAUUCUGUCGGACCCAUCGAUUCCCGUUGCGACGUGCUCGGGUGUGAGCGCGAGGUCCAUCGCGCAGUAUGUGGUCUUGCAGGUGUUGUCGUGGGCGCACCAGUACCCGCGGGUGCUGAAGGUUAUGGAGGAGAGAAAAUGGGCUGGUCCUGAGAGAAACGGGAGAGGAUAUCCUAUGGCGAAUGUGCUUGCUGGAAAGAGGGUGGGAAUCUGGGGGUACGGCAGCAUUGGGAGACAGACCGCCCGUAUACUACACGCCAUGGGCAUGCAUAUCAUCGCCUGCACAUCGAGCGAGAAAAGCACGCCCACAUCCAGGCGCCUCAACACACCACCAACCUUGGCCAGAGACCCAGCAAUGGGCGACGACGAAGGCAAGCUGCCGAUCGAGUGGCACACGGGCGGAACACGAGCAGGCCUACACAGAUUCCUAGCCGCAGACCUCGACAUCCUCGCCAUCUUCACCCCGCUCACCCCGACCACGAGGCACGCUCUCGGCAAGGACGAGUUUGACAUCCUCGCCGGCGCGCACUACACACACAGCCACAGCCAAAAGGGGCUUGCGCCGUUCCUGGUGAACGUCUCGCGUGGGCCCAUCGCCGUGCAGGAGGACCUCGUGGCUGCGCUCAAGGAUGGGCGGCUUGCGGGGGCGGCGCUGGAUGUGACGGACCCGGAGCCGCUGCCGGAGGACCAUGAGCUUUGGGGCUUGCCGAACGUGAGCAUCACGCCGCAUAUGAGCUGGUGCUUCGAGGAGUACGUGGAAGACUGUAUUGAGGGUGUGCUGGCUGAGAACCUGGGGAGGUUGGCGAAGGGGAUGAAGCUUGUGAACCAAGUGCAGUGA